Molecule: messenger RNA, 1338 nt
Organism: Capronia coronata CBS 617.96
Lineage: Eukaryota; Fungi; Ascomycota; Eurotiomycetes; Chaetothyriales; Herpotrichiellaceae
Exons: 7
Coding region: 1-1338 (445 amino acids)
Molecular function (GO): catalytic activity
Source: RefSeq, a predicted model, not a curated record
AUGCCCAUUCUCAUGCUCAUGCUCCAUGUGUCCGUGGGAGGAGGCGGGCCAAACACUCAAAUCUCGCCAUUCCAGACUCCAGCGGACCAAAGGGGAGAGCGAGCUCCCUUUAUCACCUUGAAACUGCUGCCUUGGGGAAUCUGCUGGAAGAGAGGUUGGCUGACUGUUGGCUACAUUAUCUUGGGCGAUCUAGGUGCCGAAGUCAUCAAGAUCGAACAUCCCACCCGCGGCGACGAUACUCGAGCAUGGGGCCCUCCGUUUGCGAAGUACAAGGAUGGUGCGGCUGUUAAAGGAGGCCGACCGGGCGAGAGUGCUUAUUUCAUUGGUGUUAAUCGCAACAAGAAAUCCGUCGGCCUUUCAUUUCAACAUCCAGAGGGUGUCAAGAUUCUGCAUGAGUUGGUAAAGAUAUCGGACGUGCUUGUGGAGAAUUACAUUCCUGGAGCUCUGAAGAAGUAUCAGCUCGACUACGAAUAUCUUCGCAAGAUCAAUCCUCGCUUAAUCUACGCUUCCAUCACCGGCUACGGCCAAACGGGACCCUACAGCUCUCGGGCGGGCUACGACGUCAUGGUCGAAGCCGAAAUGGGCCUGAUGCACAUCACAGGCGAGCGCAACGGGCCACCAGUCAAAGUCGGGGUGGCUGUAACGGACCUCACGACCGGUCUGUACACGGCCAACGCGAUCAUGGCAUCGUUGCUGGCGCGUCAGAGGACCAACGUCGGCCAACACCUGGAUGUGGCCUUGUCAGACUGCCAGGUGGCGACGCUAGCCAACAUCGCCAGUAGCGUUCUGAUCAGCGGCAAGCGCGACGGAGGACGCUGGGGCACGGCGCACCCGUCGAUCGUCCCCUACAAAGGAUUCGCGACGGCCGACGGCGACGUGAUGAUCGGGGGCGGCAACGACCGACUCUUCGGAGUGCUGUGUGACAGAUUGGGCCGGCCCGAAUGGAAGACGGACCCGCGGUUCGUUACCAACGACGUGCGCGUGGCCAACCGCGACGUCCUCGAGAAUCUCAUCGAAGACAUCACCCGCACCAAGACCACCAAGGAGUGGCUGGCCGUCUUUGAAGGCAGUGGCUUGCCCUACGCCGCCGUCAACGACGUCAAGGAUACCCUGGAGCACGAACACAUCCAAGCCCGCGGAAUGGUCACCGAGGUCAAACAUCCGGUCUGUGGCGACAUCAAACUCGUCAGCCCGCCGGUCAAGUACAGCGAGAGUCUUACCGGGGUGCGCUCGUCGCCGCCAACUCUGGGCCAGCAUACCGAGCAAGUCCUUGCUGAGGUGCUGGGCUUGAAGGAGGACGAGGUUGAAAAAUUGAAGAGUCAAGGAGUUGUUUCUUGA